This is a messenger RNA of Labeo rohita (rohu), 3943 nucleotides long. It is a transcript of the gene antxr2a, whose product is annotated as ANTXR cell adhesion molecule 2a. Gene Ontology annotation, molecular function: signaling receptor activity. Bases 364 to 1824 code for a protein of 486 amino acids. Gene Ontology annotation, cellular component: membrane. The transcript has 17 exons. The record is from RefSeq and is a predicted model, not a curated record. NCBI's taxonomy places the organism in Eukaryota, Metazoa, Chordata, Actinopteri, Cypriniformes, Cyprinidae.
GCCUGCGCACUAAAAACUAGGUGAAGUACUCGAACUCGCAAAGAACUUUUCCAAACAGUUUAUCUGCGCUUUGCGAGUCCUCUCUCGCAAAAAAACCGACACCGGCCAGUUUGUUUUAGGGGUGGCGUAAAACGGAUAAGUGAAGAAAUCAGAUGCAGUGACGUUGCAUAUCCUAUGUUUCACAGGAAGAAGUUGAACUUUUCUGCAACGCUAUAAAUUGGAUCAUGUUGCGCCAGACCGGGGGACACAGCGCUGUUGUUUUGAACUUGACAUUGCUUUGAUGUCACUUCACAUAAGAAAACGCCAUUCACGUCGGUUUUAGGCACACUUUUAUUUUAUACUGCGGAUGCAAAACUCGUCGUCAUGACAAAGGAAACUCUCUGGACCGUGGCAACCACGGCGAUGCUUUUUUUCUGUUUAUGCUUUUCAACUUUUAAAGCAGAAACCGCUUCUUGUCACGGAGCCUACGACCUUUACUUUGUUUUGGACCGAUCUGGGAGCGUUUCGACCGACUGGAGUCAGAUCUAUGAUUUCGUCAAGAAUCUUACAGAGAAAUUUGUGAGUCCAAAUAUGCGAGUCUCCUUCAUAGUGUUUUCAUCGAAAGCAGAGAUUGUGUUAAAGCUCACUGGAGACAGAGGAGAAAUAAAUGAGGGACUGAGACAUUUAAGUAAAAUCAACCCAGCAGGAGAAACCUACAUGCAUGAAGGAAUUAAACAGGCUACUGCACAAAUGAAAGAACAGGUUAAAAAGUCCUCUAGUAUCAUUGUGGCUUUGACUGAUGGAAAGCUUGAACCAUAUAUCCAUCAGCUCACUAAGGAGGAGGCUGAUGUAGCAAGGACGUAUGGGGCUCGUGUGUACUGUGUUGGUGUAAAGGACUUUGAUGAAGAACAGCUCGCCGAUGUGGCUGAUACCAGGGAGCAAGUGUUCCCAGUCAAAGGAGGCUUUCAAGCUCUCAAAGGCAUUGUUAACUCGAUCCUCAAGCAAUCAUGCACGGAGAUUCUAACAGUGGAGCCGUCCAGCGUCUGUGUGAACGAGACCUUUGACAUUGUUUUGAGAGGUAACGGGUUCACGCUGGGGAGGCAAACAGAAGGAGUACUCUGCAGUUUCAUAGUGGAUGGAGUUACUCACAAAGUGAAGCCAAGCAAGGUGAGGAAUGACUAUGUCCUGUGUCCUGCUCCAGUGCUGUAUUCAGUGGGACAACAAAUGGAGGUUCUGAUCAGUUUGAACGGUGGCACAUCGUAUAUCACCAGUGCUUUCACCAUCACUGCUUCCACAUGUUCAGACGGCACAGUGGUGGCCAUUGUGUUCUUGGUGCUCCUUGUCCUGUUGGCUUUGGCUCUGAUGUGGUGGUUCUGGCCUCUCUGCUGCACUAUCGUUAUUAAAGACCCACCCCCUCAAAGGCCUCCUCCACCUCCACCUGUGCCAGAGCCUGACCCUUUACCCAAGAAGAAGUGGCCAACUGUGGAUGCAUCUUAUUAUGGGGGACGAGGAGCUGGAGGAAUCAAACGCAUGGAGGUCCGUUGGGGAGAGAAAGGGUCCACAGAGGAGGGUGCACGGCUGGAGAAGGCCAAGAAUGCAGUGGUGUCAAUACAAGAGGAGACAGAAGAACCCAUGAUCAAAAAGCCAUCUGCACCCCCACCCACAUGCCAUCGAUCUGAAUCCAAAUGGUAUACUCCAAUCAGGGGUCGACUUGAGGCACUGUGGGCACUUCUGCGGCGACAAUAUGAUCGAGUUUCACUCAUGCGCCCAACUACCGCAGAUAAGGGACGCUGUAUGAAUUUCAGUCGGGUGCAGCAUCAACAGACGACAGCAUCCCGUCUCUGAAAUACUUUGACUUCCAAGGAUAUCAGAUGGAACGACAGAAAAAAGUGUAAUUUCCUCAACAUGACAUAGCUUAUCAUUGGCCACUUUAGAGUAUCUUGUUUCAGCGCUUACAAGUAUUGGCUUUCCAAAACUUAUAAUUCUGUUAUCUCUCAAGCUACUGAAAAGCAAGCGGAUGACUAAAUAGAUUUACACAAAAAAAAAAAAAAAGUGUCUGAUUUUUCAGCUGAUCUGGUUAGCUUUAAUGCACAGCAAAGGCUUUUUCAUGUUCUGACCAUAUUGUGCCUUCUGUGGAGGAAAAAAAAAACUAAUCUUAUGGACACAGACGGAGGCUAUUUCAAAAAAAAAAAAAAAAAAGCAGAAUGAGAUGAGGCUCUUUGCCGUUGGCUGAGAAGUAGAACUAAUCCCAGUAGGCUCAUGGAGUGCAGAAGUACUUUGCCUCUUGGCAAUGUCUCUUCACAAAAAUCUCUCCGAUCCCGCUAUCGUCGGAUGCCUAGCGGGGCUUCUUUGACUGGAGAUCUUGUCAUUUUAACACUGAGAAGUGCACACGCAUGACAAAUUGUAGACAGAACGCCCUAAGGUAUUGGGCGCAGUAAGACUUUGCCCUUUAGUUUGUGAAGACACCUUUCUAUCAAUGCGAGGACAGCGCAGAGAAAUUAAUAGAGCGUUAUUGCACCGCAAGACACCCUGUGACCAAAGCUCUCCGGCAAGGUUUUGAGGGACAGAUUUACCUCUGGUGGUUGCUGCACGCUCCCCAUUUAUUUGCCAGUCUGUUCUGUGCUCACUAACGCAUAGACCUUCACGAUUCGGAAACGUGCCCCUCGGUUAAAGGAUUUAACACGUCAAUACAGCUGCUGUCCGCCCACUGGAUGUCCAAAAAUGUUGUCUCUGCACAGGAGUAUCAAACUUUGAUUGAUCUCGGGGCAACUUUACAGAUGUAUCUUUAGAGAGGUUUAGAGACAUUUUCUGAGUUCCUCAGCUGUGCUAAUGUGACGCCCUCAUCCGAUAUACUCGGAAGAUCAAACCGAAAGGGGCGACGGACGGAUGAGUAUUGUUCAUUUCCAGAAAUUAUCCACGUCGCGCUCCCCCCCUCCGCUCGCGCACAGAAAAGCGAGCAAUAUAUAUUUAUUUUAGAUUUCUUUAACGCGCUGUCACGACGACGAUCGCGAAUGAUGUCAGUGUCAGUGGAAACACUGUGGGGGAGGAAGGGGGCGGCAGCUGAAGAAAAAGGCUCGAACGAUCCAGUCACUUUCGAUACGCUACUUCAGAUGCAAAAUGGAUAUUCGAGUCGAAAUCUGACAAAGCGUGCCGGCUUUGACGGGAAGUGGUAUAGACAAUGACCAGUGGCUGGGUCAGUGGGAUGUCUCGGUGCAAGCAGGGAAGCUUAUCAAAUGACACUAAAAAUAAGUUCAACAACCAUCAAGUUUGAGGGGGGGAACAGAAUGGGGCGCAGCGCCUCACAUUCGGUGGGCAUGCAAGUGUGCAAGAUGGCAGGACUGUUGGCAGGCCCUUGUUUAAUUAUUUCUUUGUUUCUAUCGUCGUAAUUAAAGGGAUGUUAAUUAUUGCUCCCCUCCGCCCCCUCCGCCCCCUCCGCCCAAAAAAAAGCACAGAACGCAUAUAUAAAGUUAAAACAUUUCAAAUCAUUCCUAUAAGUUAAGCUAAUGCACUUCUUGUUUGCCUUAUUUUUUUAUGUAUAUUUCUUAUGUCACAAAUCACAGGAGUUUUAAGUCAUUUAAGUGUUAGUACAAGUUUAAUUAGGUUUUGACAUGUUAGUUGCAACAAUAUCUUUACUAGCUCCUUACACCUGAACAUCACCAGAACACAGCUGCUUUGCUUUCUCUUUAUUAUUGUUUUUGCUUGUUUUAUUUACCUUUUAUUUUUAUGUUUUUAUGCAUUUUACAUUGUUGUAUUUAUAUUUUCACUUCAUUUGUGGUUGUGUAUUUUUAUAUAUUUUAUAAGGCCCUUUAAUGGUUGUGGAAAGAAACUGAUUGUAAACCUUUCGUAUUUGUGUAGCAAAUUGGGUUUAUUUUUUGCAAUGUUGAAUUAAGCGUACCAGCUACAAAAAUAAUAUUAACAAUUUUUGUUAAAAAAAAAAAGAAUAAUGUUAAAAAAAAAAGCUGAU